Messenger RNA from Phaedon cochleariae (mustard beetle), 699 nucleotides. The record is from the annotation of a GenBank genome assembly. Lineage: Eukaryota; Metazoa; Arthropoda; Insecta; Coleoptera; Chrysomelidae.
GAACAACUUGCCUGCCUCUUUCGAAUAUAAAUAAGUGAAAAAAAAAUGACAGAAGGAUGUGGCGCGACAGGUGGUGCGAUAACAAAAAAGGUAGAUAUAGAAAAAACGGAGAGCACUUUGAAAAUUCUGGAGACUGAAGAUGAUGACGAGCCAUUAGAAACGGUCAAGGAAAAACCACCACCUGGUAUAAAUGCAUCUCUGGUAAUGCUGUAUGCUGUAUUUUUUUUAAUGUUCACUGUUGGAUGGAUUAGUCUCAACAGUUGUUCUGUGAACAGACUUAUACCAAUUUAUCUAAUUGUAGCAGGUUUUCUAGGAGCAAUGGCUAAAUUUUUGAGCUCUUGCAAGAAUAGGCACUUAUUUAAUUUAGCAAUAGCAUUAUUGAUUUUCGAUGUUUUAUGGCAUGGCUUAGGCACCUACAUUGUUUAUACGGAAUAUCAACCAAAUUAUGAUCCAAACUUGGGGAAAUAUUGCAACAGAACUGCUUAUUUACUGGCUUUCUGGUUACUCACAUUCCAGUACACCAUUCUAGGAAUUUUCAUCCUAAUAUCGGCCUGUUACAUGUUGAUGAAAGGUGACUUCAAGAAGAAAUAGCUAUAUAGGUUGAUAUGAUUGUAUUAAAAAUUAAUCGAAUGGUAAUCAACUUAUUGGAUAUGGUUGUAUUAUUUCAAAGAGAUUAUAAUUAUUAUGAGUACCGUAAAC